UUAUUCACACUCUGGUUUGGCCAGUUUAUAUUCUUCACUACAAUUCGACCAUGCAAGCAGUGAGUAUUGGUUUGCCAGCACUGCUGAUAAUAUUCUGUGCACAGUUGUUGGUAGUAUCUUCAAAAGAAGCAGACGAUUGUCCCUCGAUAAAGCGCAUUGGGUGUUAUAAGGCAAAACAAGAUGGAUCCCCAAUCCUUGAUCUCCUUAUUUUAACGGACCGCGAUCCUAAGUCUCAUGUGUACAGCGGAAUAAACAUUAAGUGGGAUAAGUGGAAUUCCUACAUGGCUGACCUCGCUUAUAGAUGCGCUGAUCGUGCUGAAGAAUUAGGUUAUGACAUAUUUGGUAUUCAGUUUUAUGGAGAGUGCUGGAGCAGCGCCACACAAAAUCUCACGUCGAUCAAGUCCAGCYCGCCAUCCAAGGAAUGUGCCGGAGAUGACUUCAAGCUGUGUUCACCCACCGAAAUAUUUUGUGUCGGGAAAGCAGAUGUCCUUUUUGUUUAUCAAUUAAAAUCGGACUCAUGUGAAUGUGACUCAAAUGCUGUUUGCAUCAAAUCGCAAGAUACCUACAAGUGCGAAUGUAAAGAAGGGUUUGUCGGUGAUGGAAACGUGUGCGCAYCCGAUACAUUCCGAGGGCUAUCUUCUUCAUCUAUCUUGAGUGAUUAUGGAAACCUUACCUAUUUACAAGAUAUCUCAAGAUUCUUAAGACCUGUUCUGCAAGAUCCGAGUAAAAGUCGCUGGAUUAGAUGCUGGAGAGCUGCUACCGAUGGCUGGGAUGUAACUCAAACGUUCCAUCCCCAGUGUGACAAUAAAGGUCCSACAGUUACUUUGAUUCGCGUGAAAAACUUCAUCUUUGGAGGAUACUCUYAUGCAUCCUGGGACGUGUCCUCCACUUACGCAAAGUCAUCCGAUGCAUUCCUAUUUUCGCUGUACAACAUCCGUGGAUACAACCCUCUUCAAUUUUCUAUUUUAGGAUUAAGCAAUGCCAUAUUCAGGUAUAAGGUGUACGGCCCAACAUUUGGGGGUGGGCACGAUAUCCUUGUAUCGAACAAUGCAAUUAAUAAUAAUAUUAGUGCAUUUUGUCCAUAUACAUACAAUGCCCCACCUGGCUGUAAAAGUUAUGAUAGAAAAUGUUCGUUUUAUACAGGAACUAGCGGUAGAUUUUCUCCUGAUGACAUAGAAGUCUUCUAUGAAGUUGWCUACUGAUGAAUCAUACUUACUGUUGUACACGACUUAUUCAUGGAUUAAACUUUCAACAACGAAAUGUUGCGCUAUUGCGCAUGUAUCUAUCUUUAUUUUAUGCUUGACACGGUUUUCUUUGUUAUUCAUGGUUCUGUGUUUUUCAUAUUUACC
This is a messenger RNA of Exaiptasia diaphana, 1349 nucleotides long. RefSeq lists its product as uncharacterized. The record is from RefSeq and is a predicted model, not a curated record. NCBI's taxonomy places the organism in Eukaryota, Metazoa, Cnidaria, Anthozoa, Actiniaria, Aiptasiidae. The coding region runs from base 51 to 1202 and encodes 383 amino acids. The transcript is spliced from 8 exons.